Messenger RNA from Salvelinus namaycush (lake trout), 3264 nucleotides. RefSeq names its product connector enhancer of kinase suppressor of ras 1-like. The transcript has 20 exons. The record is from RefSeq and is a predicted model, not a curated record. The coding region runs from base 1 to 2430 and encodes 809 amino acids. Gene Ontology annotation, molecular function: protein binding. NCBI's taxonomy places the organism in Eukaryota, Metazoa, Chordata, Actinopteri, Salmoniformes, Salmonidae.
AUGCAGCCUAUAUCGUCGUGGAGCAAGGAGAGAGUGAGCGACUGGCUCAAAGGUCUGGAUGCCCCUCUCCAGCAGUACCCCUUCAAAGAGUGGAGGGUGACGGGGUUGGACCUGCUGCAGCUCUCCUCCCAGGACCUGGAGCGGCUGGGCGUUCACAAGAUCAGCCACCAGGAGCUCAUCCUGGAGGCUGUGGAGAAGCUCUGCUCCCUGACAUACGGUAUGGGAGGGGAGACCCUGCGCAGUCUGACAGAGAACCUGUGCGUGGUGGCCCACUCCCUGAUCAUGGGCAUCCAGAUCCGCUGGAGGGUAAACACCUAUGAUGGGCAGAGCGCCACCAAGCUGCCAGCCAGCGUACUGCAGGUGGUGCUGGAGCUCAUCACCUCCGCCAAGGGCCUCUUCUCCCUGCUCAACAGGUACCAGUUUGCCCAGCUGAGUGGUUACACGUCCAGUAGGAACAUCAUCACCUACUGUAAAGACCUGGGGACCGCAGUACACAAGGAUUCCACAGUUUACGAGAAAGAAAAAGACAUCAUCUCCAUCUGUCGUCAGUUGGUGGCGGUGUGUGAUGAGAUUCUGUACUGCAGUCCAGAGGCACUCCUUACCCACACUGCCCAGCUGGAGAGGGUUGACCUGGUGCCUGUCUUCGAUGGCGAUCACCUGUCACCCGCUGACUUCUGUGACAAGAUAUUAGCUGGGGACGAGGUGAUCCAAGUCAAUGACCAAAUAGUGGUUGGCUGGAGCAGGAAUAACCUGUUGAAGAAACUACAGGAGAACCCCAGUGGGGUGACCCUGGUCCUCACGAAGGUCCCCGUGUCCCUGAAUCUCAAAGACACACCCCAACAGCCCCCCUGCCCAAAGGAAGACGAAGAGGAAGAGGAGGAAGAGUGCAAUCAGAGAUUCUCCGUAUUGGAGAGAGUUGCAGCCUCGGUCAGGUCCCUUUCAUUCAGGGCAGCGGUUCAGGGGCCAGUGGUGAGCCAACACAUGGGCCAGGAGGAGUCGGAGCUGUCCAAUGACAGGGGAUUGGACAGCAGCCUGACAUACACCUCACACCCCCACCACCAGGGGGAGCUCUCAUACCUGUCUGCAGGAGACACCAAUAGUUUGAAGGGGUCCAGGUUCAGCCCCAGGCCCAGGGGAGAGGGCUCUGCGCCCCCCAGUAGUCCGUCCCCCCGGGUACUAGAGCUAGCCAGAGCUAGCGUCAGUUCCUGCCCUGAGAUGGGCGGACACGGGGAGGAUAAAGAACCAAAAAAGAUGUCUACAAAAGGCAAGAGUACAGCGACGAGCAGGCGGCGUGUGUCGUGUCGUGAGCUGGUUCAGCCCGACUGUGACGGCUGGCUGUGGAAGAAGAGGAAGGAGAGCAGCGUGUUCAUGACCCAGAAAUGGCAGCGCUUCUGGUUCGUCCUCAAGGGCCCCACUCUCUACUGGUAUACCAGCCAGCAGGAGGAGAAAGCAGAGGGCCUGGUUCAUAUCUCCAGCUACAACAUAGAGAGUGCAGGAGAACACAAGAGGAAGUAUGUCUUCCAAAUGUGCCACCAGCGCUUCCAGACUUUCUUCUUUGCCGCCGAGAAUGUCAAUGACAUGACCAAAUGGAUCAACUGUCUGAUCACAGCCAUACAGAAACACAAGAAGUUCCACAAAGGACCACCGGACAACGAAGAGGAGUGUUACAGUGAGACGGAGUCAGAAGAUGAGGGGUCUUCUCCUUCACCACGCAGAAACAAGAUCUACACGAAAACUCUGUCCAACACACUGCCUCGGGCCAGGAAAGAGAAAGAGAAGGAGAAGGAGGAGAAAGAGAAGAAGAACAAGGUUCAGGCUCCUGCUCCACCCACAGGGCUCAGCAGAAGCCCAGGAGCUCCAGAGGAUGAGAUGGACGUGCUGUUCCACGGACUGAAGGAGGGCGGCGUGUCCCUGAUCGGCAGCAAGCAGCCACAGACCCAAGACCACUUCCGAAAGUCCUUCAUCCGGCGCAACAAGAACCCGGUCAUCAAUGAGAAGGCCCACACGCUCCGCGCGCUGCAGAGCACACUCAAGGAUAAAGAGGCAGAGCUCCAACUCAUCAACAAGGUGCUGGAGGACUCUGAGUUGACGUCCCAGAAGUACCGCCAGUGGAAAGAACAUAACAAAGACUUACACCUGGAGAUCGAGAAACUGGCUGUCCAACGGGCUAAAGGCAAGACAAAGGACACGCCCCCUGGAUCGUCUUCUGGGGAGAUGGGGGAGGUGGUUGCCGUGGAAACAGAGGUCGCGUGUGGACUGACCCUUGGCGACGGUGAGAUGCUGGUAGACGUGGAGCCAUCGUUGUCAAGUACGAUGAAGACAGCAGGCGACUCUGAUGUAGAGCCACAGUCAGAGCAAUCAGUGACUGCAGAGAGCAGCACAGAUGACGUAGCUAGUCCUGCUAGCCGAGAGAAUUACUUCUACAUAUGAGACGCCACUGAACUGAUCUUAUGGUGGUUUCCCUACUUACCAUCAGAUAUGUAUGGUUAGGGCAUGGAUUGUUUCUCAACCAUAUGACCUAACCAGGGAAAACUCAUAGCUGUAGUUAUCGCUGUGAUUCAUGACUCUAGUUAUCGCUGUGAUUCAUGACUCUAGUUAUCGCUGUGAUUCAUGACUCUAGUUAUCGCUGUGAUUCAUGACUCUAGUUAUCGCUGUGAUUCAUGACUCUAGUUAUUGCUGUGAUUUAUGACUCUAGUUAUCGCUGUGAUUCAUGACUCUAGUUAUCGCUGUGAUUCACGACUAGUUAUCGCUGUGAUUCAUGACUCUAGUUAUCGCUGUGAUUCACGACUAGUUAUCGCUGUGAUUUCUUAUGGAGUUUUUCCUGGUCAGGUAAUGUGGUCAGGAUAAACACUGGGCCCUCAGGGGUUUUGUUUUAAAUAGUUUUUGACUGUUGUUGAUGUAGGAAAGACAGGGUUUGUCAUUCCAAGCCAAUUGUAUCACGCCAAACUUGCAGAAUUCAAGUUACGGUAUUCAUAUGACAAAAAAACUAUUUUUUCAAGUGUCCCCCUGUGUUGAUAGAUAUAUACUGUAGUCAUGGGAUGUUAUGGACUGUCUUUUCUACUGUUACAUAUCUUUGGCUAAGAUUUUUAGAUGAGAUUUAAAGGUAAAUUAUAUCCGUGUUGUAUGCCUCUUAUGUACAUAGAAUGUUAAAUGUCACGUAACAAAAUGUAUUGUACUUUUUUAAACGUAGAUUGUAUAUAUUUUUUGCACAGAAUAAGUUCCGAUCUUGCCUGAUGGACAACAUUAUGACAUAGUUAUUAUAGA